This is a messenger RNA of Colletotrichum godetiae, 1706 nucleotides long. RefSeq lists its product as uncharacterized. NCBI's taxonomy places the organism in Eukaryota, Fungi, Ascomycota, Sordariomycetes, Glomerellales, Glomerellaceae. The transcript has 6 exons. The coding region runs from base 1 to 1416 and encodes 471 amino acids. The record is from RefSeq and is a predicted model, not a curated record.
AUGGAUGUCGAUCUCCGGCUUCUUGUGAACCGCCUCCGCCGCCGCCACAAGAAAAGUUUCUGGCACACCCGCACACCCGUGACAAGCCCCCAUCAGCGACUGAUCCGACUGCCAGUCCGCAGGCGGCAUUACCUUCUCGAAGUUGGCAAUGCCCCAAUUGAGAACGUGGCCGAUAUGAACAACGGUCCAACAUCAGGGCUACCAAAUUUGACUAAAGUCGAAGCGGAAACGCUUGGCACCACUGACAGAGACUGUGCGUCUUCAUGGCCCGAUGGGUUUGACGGACAUUUCGAAGUCCGCCCCCAAACUUCUCAGCCUGUCACUGGCGCCGCCCAAUCCCGUAUUCACAUACUGCCGUGGCCGAUCGCUUAUUGGGUUUCCGCCGCGUGUCGGUCAAUGGGUACUCAAUAUGCCACGGCGCCUGCUGGAGAUGACCUUUCGCUAGUGACUGUGAUAUUCAAAGACAUAUUCUACUACGUACCGGCAUCUGGCAGUAGCGUUCUCUUGCAAGCGCGUUCGGGAGAAGGUUUUUUGAAGAAGCUUCCUGAACAGCACGAGCAACACGUUGCGCAGCGCGGCGAAUUCCGUUGUCAUUACGACGCUAAUGAUUCGCUUGAGAACACGCUCUGGUCCUCAAGACUCGAGCUAUCAUUGAUUAGCAGUAAGGAGACAAGUUGUUUGCUACCCAAGCAAGCCAAGGUACGAAAAGUAAUUAUCUUGGGCGGCGUUCCCAAGUUGCAGCACGCUACGUUAGCUGGCCCCGCUGCCUUCUGUCAGUUUUCGAACCGGCUCACGAACCGUUGGGCUUGCGCCCAAACCCAGUCCCUGUAUCCAUACCCGUACCUGGCACGCCUACUAAUACGUACGAAGUACGGAUACAUACUUGUAGAAGCUCAAGGACUUGGGCCGCCGAGUGGACCAGAAGACAGAACGGCUGAAAGGGGCAUUUGGCUCGUCCCAUUUCCCCCCUUCCCUACCAGACCCAUGAACUCAACCUUACUCCGAACAGAUACGGAUCUCUGGUCUUCGUAUGGGGUACCAUCACAAUUUCUGAGCCAAAUCUUCGCCCAGAGACAGUAUCACCACAUCGAACGACCUGAAGGCACGGCACAGCAUGCGGGCCGGUUGGCUAGGGUUCAAGCCCAAGCGAGGCAGAAGCUAUCCUCCAGGACCAUGGGACAGCUGCCGCUGGGCACCCUGUUAUUAAUCAGGCCAACAAGCAUGGGAUGGCAACCCUUAGGACGGUUCCGUUCAGGCCCCGUCAACGCGGUCAACAUCACAAAACCCCGCCCUGGCUUGCCAGCCUGGGUUCCCGACUGGCGCGCCUGCCAGGGCAAGAAGGCUGGGCCACUGAUGAAGGACUCUGGGCAGGCCAGGUGCCACUGUGCCUGGUCAAGAUCAGCAUCCCAAGAGUAAGGUACUUCGAACCCAGGUUGCGACAGUCAACUACAGGGAUCAUCACACCCUUUGGCAUUCCCUUGCCAUUCUCUUCUGCACCGUUGCCCUUGGCCCUUGUCCCAAGUUUGUCUCCUGGCCCAUCGCCUCCCCAGGUCGCAGGUGCUCCCGCACACGCUUGAUUUACCCCUGUGGUAUGCUCCAUCCCAUUCCACCAUGGCCCAGGAACCAACUCGACGGUGCCGUUAUCCUUGCCUCCCGCAUUGCAUCGCACCGCCGAGAACCAUCAACCGUUGCAAGCCUGAAGACAU